AUGGCAUCACGCUCGGAGCCGACAGCUUAUGGCACGAGCUCGCUCGCAAGUGACGACCGGCUGAGUGCUCGCUCUGCUGCUCGACGCAAGUGGAUUAGAUGGGGGAUCAUUGGUGCGUCUACGGGUAUAAUCGUCAUUGGAUUGGUGGUUCUGGGAAUCGCUUUCCACUCGACGGGUUCGACUGGGUCCAUUGCAGCACCCAAUGAUGAAGAGAUCAAGUGUUUCCAGAGCUCCUACGUCGACAAUGUGACCGACAUGAUGGAACCGAUCAAAGGCCUUAAGUGGAAGUAUGGGGGCAAGAAGGACACGGAAUCGUUCAUCUCCAUCGACGUUAACACCAAGUUCCAGGAGAUCAUGGGCUUUGGCGGUGCAUUCACGGAGGCAGCAGCGCUGCAGUUCCAUAAACUGCCGAAUGACAAACAAGAGGAGGUGCUAACGCUCUACUUCGACAAGGAAAAAGGCAGUGCGUACAACUUCGGUCGUGUACCCAUGGGGUCCUGUGAUUUCUCAGUGGGAUCGUACAAUUUCGCCGAGACGGAGAAUGACAUGGAACUAAAGGACUUUGAUGUUGACGUGAGCCACGACACGGAGAUGCUGAUCCCAUUCAUCAAGCGUGCGUUGGACCGUCAACCGGGCAUGAAGAUGUUUUUGGCUCCGUGGAGUCCACCAGCUUGGAUGAAGCGAUCGAGUUCCGACUACAACGCCAGCAUGUUGGGGUCAGUGAAGCCUGUCGGACUGAGAGACGACAUGCGCGCUCCCUGGGCUCUGUACUUCUCCAAGUUCAUCACUGCGUACAAGAAACAGGGUAUCGACUUCUGGGGCCUCUCUCCUCAAAACGAGCCCGAGUUCGCAGCGCCAUGGGAAGCCUGCGCAUACAAUCCCGAGUAUGAAGCUGAGUUCAUUGGCGAGUUUCUGGGUCCCGUACUUGAACGCGACCAUCCUGGUCUCACACUAAUGGUGUUUGACCACAACCGUAACAACGUGCAGCACUGGGCUGAAGUGAUCUACAACCACCCCACCGCUAGCAAAUACGUCGAUGGUAUGGCCUUCCACUGGUACGAGGAUGGCGGCGAACGCUACAUGGAUGGUGUGGAAUACCCCGAACAUCUGAACGACACUCACUUCAUCGAUCAAAACCGCUUUAUGCUGGCGUCUGAGAGCUGCAACUGUCCUGGUGUCGCUUUCGGCAAUGACGCGUGGUUCCGUGCCCAGCGUUACGGCCACGAUAUUAUGUCGGAUCUGAACAACCACGUAGCCGGUUGGGUUGACUGGAACUUGCUGCUUGAUCACACUGGUGGGCCGAACCACAAGGGCAAUCUGUGUGACGCUCCCAUCAUCUUGACGAAGGAUGAGACGGAUUUCAUCAUCCAGCCAAUGUUUUACUUCAUCCAGCACUUCUCCAAGUUCAUUCCCGUUGGAUCUCGACGUGUGGAUGUUCACGUUGCAGCUCAGUUUGACAAACCUGGUGACGCACAGUUGUAUGUCGACUAUCAGUCUUCUCUUGCGACUUGUGACGGUAGUUCGCGCCAGACGAUUCACAAGACGGACGACCACAAGAUGCAGGUGACCAACACGCCGUUCUGUCUCAACAUGGUGCCAACUCCGAGCGAAGGACGUGAGAUCCGAUUGGUGGAGUGUCAGUGGACGCAACAGACGUGGACGUUUGAGGAAGACACGCAUCGUAUUCGCGUCGAUGACCACUGUCUGUCAUUGAGUCGUGGCUCGACGGAGAACGGUGUGCGUACUACGGCGGAUAAGUGCGAGGCGGAUGUGGUACCGCACCAGCAGUGGAAGUUCAAUGCGGAAGACGGAACAAUGCGCUCGCAUGCGUCGACGUCGAACCAGUGUGUGACGACGGGAUACUCGUUCGUGCAAGCUGCUGCGUUCGUGACGCCUGAGAACCGCAAGGUGCUGGUAGUGCUCAACGAGAACACAGAGUCGGCGAAGUUCCAGAUGCAGUUUGGUGAUGCAGCGCUAGAUACGUCGGUGCUGCCGGGCGCCAUUCGCACGUACAUCUGGUAA
This is a messenger RNA of Phytophthora infestans T30-4, 2022 nucleotides long. RefSeq names its product glucosylceramidase, putative. The record is from RefSeq and is a predicted model, not a curated record. The transcript has a single exon. Gene Ontology annotation, biological process: glucosylceramide catabolic process. The coding region runs from base 1 to 2022 and encodes 673 amino acids. Gene Ontology annotation, molecular function: glucosylceramidase activity. NCBI's taxonomy places the organism in Eukaryota, Oomycota, Peronosporomycetes, Peronosporales, Peronosporaceae.